This is a messenger RNA of Gongylonema pulchrum, 579 nucleotides long. The record is from the annotation of a GenBank genome assembly. NCBI's taxonomy places the organism in Eukaryota, Metazoa, Nematoda, Chromadorea, Rhabditida, Gongylonematidae.
AUGCAAUUAAGCUUCACUGACUUUUUCCAAAAUGUUUUCAUAAAAAGUGAUAAAAUAUUGAUUAGUCACUGCUGUCCAUGCAUCUUUUAUAAUUCAGGCGUGCUGGUGACCGGUGCAGCCGGUUACCUUGCAAUUCAUUGUGUCCAGCAACUGCUGCGGCAGGGUUACAAGGUGCGAGGAACGGUACGGGAUUUGAUACGAUCUGAUAAGAUCGACCCAUUGCGGCAGCUGGAAAACACCGAUCGACUGGAGCUUUUUCGUGCAUCUCUUGAAGACGGAGUGGAUCUCUGGGAAGAAGCAGCAGAAAACUGCACAUACGUACUACACGUAGCAAGUCCGUGUACGGUAUUGCCGGAUGAGGCGAUGGUCGAUACAGCUGUGACGGGAACGAUGAAUGUGCUUCGUGGAGCUGCACGAAGGCAGUGCGUCCGGAAGGUUGUGCUGACCAGUUCAUGUGGCGCCAUUAAUGUUAAGUCAAAUUUUCAUUUGCGUCAGUAUGUACGAAAAGGCCAUGGUGAUCCUAAAAAAGUUUUCACAGAAGAAGAUUGGACAAACUUGAAUUGGAGGCAUCUGCAUCCU